Molecule: messenger RNA, 746 nt
Organism: Cetraspora pellucida
Lineage: Eukaryota; Fungi; Glomeromycota; Glomeromycetes; Diversisporales; Gigasporaceae
Source: the annotation of a GenBank genome assembly
AUUAUGAAAAGCGAAUUUAUGAUCUUGAAUUUGAAAAUCAAUUUCUUAAAGAACGAAACAAUUAUCUUGAUGAUUUAAAUCAAUAUCAUAUAAACUUAUUUACCAAUGCUUAUUAUCAUUUUGGUACAGCUUGGGAUGUUUUUAAUGAAGAUAAUGAAGAUUAUCAACAUUUUGAACAUGAAUUUGUUAAUUAUGUUGACAAAGUUAAUAAUAUGAAAGAAAAUGAAGUGAUUAUGAUCAAUGAAGAAAAGGUUAAAAAAGAAGAAACAGUAGAGAGAAGCUUAAAAUUUGAUAGACAAAGUAUUAUUUCAUUGAGUGAUGAUGAUAGUACUGCUUGUAGUUGUAUCGAAUAUGGAGAUAGUUGUGAAGAUUCUUUUAUUAAAAAGUUUAAAUCUGAAUAUGAUUCAGAAGAUAAUUUUGAUUAUAAUAAUUAUAAUGAAGCUUAUCAUAACAUAUUUAAUGAUGAUGGAAGGGAAUAUAAUGAAAAUUAUUGUACUGCCAAUACGAAUAAUUUUUAUUAUGAGAGUAAUGAUGAUGGUUAUAAAGGGUUUUUACAAAAGAGAGAAUAUGAUAGUUAUGAUAAAUAUUUAGAAGACAAAAACAUUCAGAAUUUUGAAUAUUACAUUUCAUUAUCUUCUUCAACCAACAAGCUAACAAGUUAUCAAUAUAUAGAAGAAUUUACAAAUCUUCUACCCACAACAAAUUAUCAAAGUAAUAUAUUAAAACAUGUCAAUAGAUCAGAUUAA